UACGCUUACCUCGCAAUUCUCAGACCAUUCAGAAAGUUGGCUAGACAAACUCUCAUGAGCAGCCGCAAGAAAAAUAUAGCCAACAAAACAUUUCAGUGUCGUUGGAUUACAUUGAAAAUCUCUUGGAUAAUAUGCUAUCUACAGUUUUUACCAUCUUGUUUGUCAAAGUAUGUUUAACUUUACAUGGAAUUACAGCAGUGUUAGCCGAACUUCCAAGUCCCAGUAACAUCAGGAUUAACUCUGUCAACAUGGGACUAGUGUUGGAGUGGGAUGCACCUCAGAACCACACAGAAAACAUAACCUACAGAGCAGAGUACAGGGGCUUGGUCAGCAGCUAUGAGGUUGUAUGUUGGAACACAACAGCCCAAAGCUGCGACUUCACCAGUCAUCUAAACAAAUUUGGAGUGUACAUUUUCCAAGUGAGGGCAGAACGAGAGGGGGACACAUCUCGCUGGAUGAAGACUGAGUGGUUUGUCAUGGAUGAACACACCACGCUAGGCCCUCCCGGUGUGACGCUCGUCUCCAGUGGUGCUGUCAUUGAAGUGAGCAUCAACGACCCAGUGCUCAGGAUCUCUGAGUUCAAAGACGUAUACAACCACGCAAACUUUAACAUCACCUACUGGAAAGAGGGUCAGGAGGAGAAGGACAAAAGUAUGAAAUGCACCCCACUUCGUAAAGUGGUCUUGGCGCUGGAGCCAUGGACCAGGUACUGUGUUCAGGUCUGGGUGUACACCCAGAGGUUCUCCAAACACAGCCAGCCCAGCAAUGUUACAUGUGAGAGCACCACUAAGGGCAAUGACAGGCCUUGGGUGGUAGCCCUGGUGACGUUUGUGGUGAUGGCUGUUGCAGUGGCCCUGCUGGCCCUGGCCUUCUGGUACUGCUACAGGGUGGUCUGCUUCCUCAGACCCAAGGCCAAGCUGCCUGAACAUUUCACAGAGUAGCUGUUGGAUUCCCCAUGCUCCUCCAUCCUGGCCAUACAGAGCAGCCCCCAGCCUGAGGAGGUGUACCAUGAGCUCCGCGUCAUGCCAGGUGGGGCAUAGACAAAGGAGAGCUCUAUCUGCUGGUCGGAAGAAUGUAAUACACACAGACUGGGAGAAAACACACAGACCGUCUGGCUGUGUUCGAGAGUAUCAAAACUGUGAAUUGAGACUGACUGACAGAUCUACAAAUAAUAUUGAAAAGUUAUUUACGUUGCAAGGUGAUUUGUUGAUCAGUCAUUCCCGACUCGCCUUUAAAGUCGGCUGCAAUGUCGAACACGCCCAAAGUGGGUGGGGAAGAUAUGGGUCAAAAAUAGGAAGUGAGUAGUCCGAUGUGAAGUAAGAAAAGAGAACAAGGACUGAAAUAGAUGGCAGAAAAGAGGACGUGUAUCUUAUUGAGAAUUGAGAAAUAAUAUUCUGACAUCUGGGAUUUAGUGAUUUUUAUUAAUGUUGAUGAAAUGCUAAGAGAGCUACUUACUGUGAUGUGUUUAUUUAUGUGACCUUUGUGUAUGAUAAUGAUCAAUAUUGCCUAUCAUUCAUUAUGGCCAUGCAUGGUAAGCCUACACUGGCAUUUUUUGGGGAAUCAUGGCUAUAGGGCAACGGAAUGGUUCAACCACUGUCAUCAGAGAGACUUACAACAAAGUCCAAAUGGCACAACACCAGGAAGGGAGUAUUACAUGGUCUGUGUUUAUGCCUUGAUGCACUCUGUGUUUGUUCCUAUAUGUAUCUGUGUGACUGUGUUUGUGCCUAUAUGUCUCUGUGUGACUGUGUUUGUGCCUAUAUGUCUCUGUGUGACUGUGUUUGUGCCUAUAUAUGUCUCUGUGUGACUGUGUUUGUGCCUAUAUGUCUCUGUGUGACUGUGUUUGUGCCUAUAUGUCUCUGUGUGACUCUGUGUUUGUGAAGGAUAUUAAAGGACCAAUGCAGCCAUUUUUAUCUAAAUAUCAAAUAAUUUAUGAGUAACAAUGAAAACAGAGUAAGGUACUUCAAUUAAAAUAGUUAAAAGGAAACAAAUAGCUUUUUUAUCAAAUAGCAACUUCUUAAUCAAGACAUUUGCAAGGACUGUCUGGGAGUGCUUUAGGCAAAAACAGAAAAUUAAUUGUUAUUGGCAGAGAGGUUUGAAACUCUUUCUUAUUGGUCUAUUAACUAAUUUACCACAUGGUGAUGUUACCAUGGAAGGCCAAAACGCCAUCCUACAUUUAAAGGCUGAAAUUUCAGACGGUCUUUUCAAACAGCUCUUAUACUUAAAGGACAUUAUCAUAAUUUUCAUAAUUUCACAGUAUUAUUCCAAGCUCAUAGUGUGGAAAUUUAAAACACAGGUAACUCACGUUUUUGACUGCAUUGGCCCUUUAACAGUUGAAGGUACUCCUAUUAGCACUUGGAAGAUGUCGUUUGACAUUUGAAAUCAUGUUUUAUAGACUUUUUACAAUUUUAUAUUGUGGAGACCACACACACAAACAUGUAAAAAAUGUGCCCAACAGUUAAAAAUGACUUGCCAAGGGAAUAAAUAUAUAUUUUUAAAUGCUCAUAAA
Oncorhynchus kisutch (coho salmon) is the source of this 2506-nucleotide messenger RNA. Its product is annotated as interleukin-10 receptor subunit beta. The transcript is spliced from 7 exons. Gene Ontology annotation, cellular component: plasma membrane. NCBI's taxonomy places the organism in Eukaryota, Metazoa, Chordata, Actinopteri, Salmoniformes, Salmonidae. Gene Ontology annotation, biological process: cytokine-mediated signaling pathway. Gene Ontology annotation, molecular function: cytokine receptor activity; protein binding. The coding region runs from base 132 to 941 and encodes 269 amino acids. The record is from RefSeq and is a predicted model, not a curated record.